GUCGACGGUCGAUCGCCGUUUGGUGUGGAGGGAGCUUGGCUUGUUCUUUUGUUUAUAAACAAGCAACGUUCGAUUAUUUAUAAAUCUUGGAGAAAAUAUUCGUGACUAUCGUUGGAACAGAUGCCUCCUACGAAAAUACAGGUGUUUAUCUACUAAGAGAUGUCGAAGAGAUUGUGUGGCGAAAGGGAAAUCGGAGUCGCUAUCCUCCUCGUAUUGUCAUUUCUUCUUCUUAUAGUUGCUAAAUACGUGAUAAUUGGCGAGAAACCAACCGAAAAGAGGAGCUCGGCUAAGAAAUUACCUCAGGCAAUAAUCAUAGGAGUGAAGAAAGGCGGAACUAGAGCUUUGCUAGAAUUUCUACGCCAACAUCCCAACAUCAAAGCUCCAGGACCGGAAGUUCAUUUCUUUGAUAAAAAUUACCAUCUCGGCUUAGAAUGGUACAGGUGAGUGCGUUCAGCUUUGAAAUGAUAUACUCUCCUGCUAGCGUGUUGAUACCAUUAUACAGAGAAUUUCUAUUAGCAAACUAGACCCAUUCACAACUCGUCAUUAAUUAAGAAUUAUGCAAGGAAUACAAGAUUACGUAAAUGGAGUUUAUCUGAUUAAAGCAAGCCCCAAUUGAAAACUCCUUUCACUAUAUUAUACGUACUCUUUAUAAUAAGCCUAGGGGUAGGGACGUUUUAAGGUUAAUUAUAUGCGAAUGUAAACAAUGAAACCGUUUGAAUUUCGUACUAUAAAGAAAGUUAUGUGUGCUUGUGCAUAUUUUGAAAAAAAUAAUAUAAUAAAACUAUAAAGAAACGGGAAAGGAAAAGUGGUCGUUCGGACAUCUAUUUAAAAAAAAUUACGAAAGGGACGCUAGGCAAGAAGAGUCAAUUUAUUAUGGAACGAUCUUAUUGUAUUUCACCUGACGUCGUGUGUCUAAACGCGUGCAGUUCGUAUAUAAUUUAUUGAUUAUACCUUUUGAAACGAGUCACAG
Messenger RNA from Dimorphilus gyrociliatus, 970 nucleotides. Lineage: Eukaryota; Metazoa; Annelida; Polychaeta; Dinophilidae. The record is from the annotation of a GenBank genome assembly.